UCGGGCGAGGGGAGGAAAGCCGCCGGGCUGGAGGGAUGGCCGGAUGUCCCUGCCCGCAGCCCUGAGCGCGGCGCUGGCGGCGGCGGUGCUGGUGAUCGCGCUGAUCGUGCUGCAGCCUGAGGACGCGGGGCCGGGGGCCGGCUGCAGGGUAAGCACGGCUGUCCCUUUAAAUAUCCCGAGACCAGCACCUGUUAAUGUUAUUUCUGUAGCAUGGCUGAGACAGAAGCGCUACGGAAGCUUCGGGAGGACUUCAGGAUGCAGAAUAAAUCCGUCUUUAUUUUGGGUGCCAGCGGGGAAACCGGCAGAGUGCUCUUGAAAGAAAUCCUGGAGCAGGGCCUGUUUUCCAAAGUCACGCUGAUUGGCCGGAGGAAGCUCACCUUCGACGAGGAAGCUUAUAAAAACGUGAAUCAAGAAGUGGUGGACUUUGAGAAAUUGGAUGACUACGCUUCUGCCUUUCAAGGUCAUGAUGUUGGAUUCUGUUGCCUGGGUACCACCAGAAAGAAAGCUGGGGCGGAGGGAUUUGUUCAUGUUGAUCGAGAUUACGUCCUGAAGUCUGCAGAGCUGGCAAAAGCUGGAGGGUGCAAACAUUUCAACUUGCUGUCCUCUAAGGGAGCUGAUAAGUCAAGCAAUUUUUUGUAUCUGCAAGUCAAGGGAGAAGUGGAAGCUAGGGUUGAAGAGUUAAAAUUUGAUCAUUACUCCAUAUUUAGGCCCGGAGUUCUAUUAUGUGAUAGGCAAGAAUUUCGCCCAGGUGAAUGGUUGGUUAGGAAGUUCUUUGGCUCCUUACCAGAAUCUUGGGCCAGCGGUCACUCUGUGCCAGUGAUGACGGUGGUUAGAGCAAUGCUGAACAACGCAGUGAGACCAAGUGACAAGAAGAUGGAACUGCUGGAUAACGAGGCCAUCCACGACCUGGGGAAAGCUGAUGGCUCUCUCAAGCCGUGACCACACUGGAGAAAUGCUUUCUGUUGUCAAACUCAACACCCAUCACUUAAUCGGUAAUUACAGUGUCUAAAAAAAACAUGUGCUUUAACUGUGGUUUCACUAUUCUCAGUCUCCCAGAUCCAAUCAAAAAAUGAUCGUGCUCUGCAUCAGCAUUUUAGAGCCUGAUUGUACAUAUGCUGACAUCACCCGGGGAGCCUUUCAAAAAUAGAGAUCCAGCAGCUCCCUGGUGGUCUAGUGUCUCGUGUUCGGCGCAGAAAUGAGAGGUUCAUAGGCCCUACCUCAAACUUUCUCAAUCAGAAUUUUGGGGGCAUGGGCACAGAAAUCUGUUGUUUUAUUUAAGCUUCUCUUAUGGUUCUGAUGCCACUGGUGGGGAGGCCAGCUUUGAAAGCUUGUCUGCAGAGUCACAGCAGCAGUGAAAACUUUAUGUAUCAUGCAGAUGAGUCCUGAACAAAAAUUGUUGACAUUUGUGUCUCUGAGUUACCCAGUGCUGACUGCAUGUUAAUUGUGUAAGUGAACGUUGUGCCUUACUAUUUCUUUAGAAUAUAUAAUAAAAGUUAUUAUAUAACUGA
Balaenoptera acutorostrata (minke whale) is the source of this 1508-nucleotide messenger RNA. RefSeq names its product HIV-1 Tat interactive protein 2 (gene HTATIP2). NCBI's taxonomy places the organism in Eukaryota, Metazoa, Chordata, Mammalia, Artiodactyla, Balaenopteridae. The record is from RefSeq and is a predicted model, not a curated record. Bases 211 to 939 code for a protein of 242 amino acids. The transcript has 6 exons. Gene Ontology annotation, cellular component: cytoplasm. Gene Ontology annotation, biological process: import into nucleus.